AUCAGUACCUCCUAGAAGUGAUCCAGAGAGGUUAACCGACUUUAACCACUGUGAUACAGAUAAGUCACUCCUUCUUUUCUGUUUCAGGAGUCAGAAAGUAGAAAUUCAUUGAUAAUUUUAAGAACUGUUUAGUUGUUUGCCUGCAAUCAGAGGUCAGAUAGGGAAUCUGUAUGCCUUUUUAAAGUAAAUUGAUUGUAAACGUACAACUUAGUUCAGCGACAUUUAGUGUAAAUUCCCUUAAUUUUGCAUAGACGUCAGACAAUCAGAUGAUUAAUAAAAUGUGGAAUAUGAAGUAAAUGCAUACCUUUCCAUGUAAAGACCUAGAACAGUGGUCUAACAUGUUUUGUCAGAUCCAACUGUUGACAGGGUAGAAACCAGUGGAUGGUAGCAAAAUGAAUAUACACUAUCUGUAGCACAAUAUCUGAAACAUAGUUAUGCUCAAAGGAAAUUAAAGUAACUUACCAUUUUAAUUCUAUUCAUUGGUUAUGUUUCAGCAUUUUCUGAGAGAAAUGACAUCUACAGAAUCCAAACAAUCCCCGUGGACUCCCCAGCAAAUAUGAGUUUGUUGCAAUUGUGGGAGAGGGCAGCUAUGCAAAGGUGGUGAAAUGUUUGAACAAGGAGACCUCUGAGACUGUGGCUAUAAAGAUGCCUAAAUGCUGGACCACAGACAACAAGAGUGAGAUCCCCAUUCUGAGAAUGAGCAUGUGCCACAACCUUGACAAACACAACAUUGUCAAGUAUAUCGAUUGUUUUCAGACCAUAUAUGGAAAGGCGCUUGUGUUUGAGUCAUUGGAUAUAAGCCUAUUUGACUACAUGGAGAUGAAAGACUUUGCCCCUAUGCUUCUGAGUGACAUCAGAACCAUCAUCCAACAGAUGGCCACAGCAUUUGAUGCGUUGAAGGGGAUCGGGGUGAUCCACACUGAUGUCAAACUGGACAACAUUAUGAUGGUGAAUCACCACCAGCGACCCUUUGAAGUCAAGCUGAUAGACUUCGGUCUGGCCAUUCCCACAUCACAGGCCAAGAAGUUCAGAGGAAGGCAAAUAUUUGAAAUUAUGUCCCCAGAAGUUUUUUUGGGCCGUGAAUUUAAUGAGGCCAGUGAUAUGUGGGCCCUGGGCUGUGCCAUGUUCGAGAUGGUCUGUGGUCCUGACCUGUUCACAGGAGAAUGUGACUAUGAAAUAAUGCUGAGCAUUGUUGAGCUCCUUGGUAAGCCAGCAGACCAUCUUCUUGAAAAGUCUCCCCGGGCAAAGAUUUACUUCACAAAAACUGACGCAGGAGACUGGAGGAUCAAGACUCCUUUGGAAUUUUUUGAACGUCACCAUAGAAGAACCGAGAAGAGUCACGAGUUCCAAUCUCUAGAUGAUCUGAAAGCAAUGGGUCUGGAGGAAGAUAACAAAACUGAGGCUGUUGAGCGAGAGCAGUGUAUCGAGCUCCUGAAGGCCAUGCUGGCAUUUGAUGCAGAUGAGAGGAUCGCUCCCCGUGAAGUCCUCACUCAUCCAUUCAUCACCAAAGUCUACCCAAGAGACAGAGUGACAGACAGAGCCUUGAGUCUUUUACUGUAAUUAUGGCAAACACAAUGCAGCAGGCAGAGCUUCAUUUUCAGGACUAUGGAUAAUGUCCAUUACUUGUAUGUGUGUCUGGCAGAAGUAUAUGAAUCUCAACUUUUCUGACACUGUCUUGGUGUGUGUGUACAUACUGGUAUUUGUAUUAGACAGGAGUAAAUGGAUCUCAACUAUUUUGAGAAUGUGUGUGUAUAUGUCUGUGUGUGUGUGCGUGAGUGUGUGUGUGUGUGUGUGUGUGUGUGUGUGUGUGUGUGUGUG
Acanthopagrus latus (yellowfin seabream) is the source of this 1818-nucleotide messenger RNA. Its product is annotated as homeodomain-interacting protein kinase 2-like. Gene Ontology annotation, biological process: positive regulation of transcription by RNA polymerase II; smoothened signaling pathway; peptidyl-serine phosphorylation. The record is from RefSeq and is a predicted model, not a curated record. Gene Ontology annotation, cellular component: cytoplasm; nucleus; PML body. Lineage: Eukaryota; Metazoa; Chordata; Actinopteri; Spariformes; Sparidae. Bases 646 to 1560 code for a protein of 304 amino acids. The transcript has 8 exons. Gene Ontology annotation, molecular function: transcription coactivator activity; protein serine/threonine kinase activity; protein tyrosine kinase activity.